Octodon degus (degu) is the source of this 426-nucleotide messenger RNA. RefSeq names its product transmembrane protein 243-like. Lineage: Eukaryota; Metazoa; Chordata; Mammalia; Rodentia; Octodontidae. The record is from RefSeq and is a predicted model, not a curated record. Bases 1 to 357 code for a protein of 118 amino acids. The transcript has a single exon.
AUGGAGGGCUUCUCAGCGCCGACCUACUGCAGGAGCGCGCCGGACCACAGGCCGCUGUUCCUGGAAACGUCAGCGCGGGACCGAAUCGUCAAUCUGGUUGUUGGCAGCUUCACGUGCUUAUUGAUUCUAGUAACGCUGAUAAGUGCUUUUGUGUUCCCUCACCUACCUCCCAAACCACUGAAUAUUUUUUUUGCUGUCUGCAUCUUUCUGAGCAGUGCUACAGCCUGCAUACUUACCUACUGGUAUCGACAAGAAGACUUAGAACCGAAAUUUAGAAGUCUAAUUUACUGUAUCUUAUUUUCAAUCACCAUGCUGUGUAUAUGUGCAAACCUGUACUUCCACGACGUGGGAAGGUGAGGCUGUCAAGAAGAGGCCCUGACCAGGGCGCUUGAGAACUACCUGUGAGGGCAGGAGACUGCGGGCCAG